Cloeon dipterum is the source of this 9392-nucleotide messenger RNA. It is a transcript of the gene bru3, whose product is annotated as bruno 3. Gene Ontology annotation, molecular function: mRNA binding. The coding region runs from base 58 to 1734 and encodes 558 amino acids. Gene Ontology annotation, cellular component: nucleus; ribonucleoprotein complex; cytoplasm. NCBI's taxonomy places the organism in Eukaryota, Metazoa, Arthropoda, Insecta, Ephemeroptera, Baetidae. The transcript has 13 exons. The record is from RefSeq and is a predicted model, not a curated record. Gene Ontology annotation, biological process: regulation of alternative mRNA splicing, via spliceosome; mRNA splice site recognition.
CCAAGUGCACUCGUAUUUCGUGUUUUGGUGUUAACAGUGACGUUUGCAAUUGGCAAAAUGCUGGUGUCCAACAUGGCCGUGCACCCGCACCAUCAACAACAGCACGUGGCGUAUGUGGACGAGAUGCGGAACAUGACGUUCAGCCCCACGUCGCCGCCGCCCAACCACCUGCCGCCCCCGCUGAACAUGCCUCCGCUGCCGCUGCACCAGUCCCACGUGCAGCCCCAGCAGCCCCCUCAGCAGGUCAUGUUCCUGCAGAUGGCCCCGAGUCAAGGCGGCAGCGGACAUCUGGCUUCCAGCGUCAACUCGCAGUCGACGCCGUCGCCGCCGAUGGUCGGCCCCAAGGACUGUGACUCUAUCAAGCUGUUUAUCGGACAGAUUCCCAAGCACUUGGAGGAGGAGGACUUGCGGCCCAUGUUCGAGGAGUUUGGCAAAAUCUACGAGCUCACCGUCCUCAGGGAUAGGGUCACCGGAUGGCACAAAGGUUGUGCCUUCCUGACUUACUUCAACCGGGAAAGUGCGCUAACCGCCCAACGCGUUCUGCAUGAACACACGACUUUGCCAGGGAUGAACCGUCCUAUUCAAGUCAAACCUGCAGAGAGUGAAAACCGCGGAGAAGAACGCAAGCUUUUCGUGGGUAUGCUAAGUAAGCAACAGACUGAAGAGGAUGUUCGACAGCUUUUUACGCCAUUCGGAACAAUAGAAGAGUGCACUAUUCUCAGGGGACCCGACGGAGCUAGCAAAGGUUGUGCUUUUGUCAAGUUCGGCUCACACCAGGAAGCGCAAGCAGCUAUCACAAACCUGCACGGUAGUCAAACUAUGCCGGGAGCCUCUUCGAGCCUAGUGGUAAAGUUUGCAGACACAGAGAAAGAACGCCAGUUGAGACGUAUGCAGCAAAUGGCCGGCAACAUGAGUCUCCUCAACCCCUUCGUUUUCAACCAGUUCGGCGCAUACGGAGCUUAUGCACAGUGCGACGGUUUGCAGCAGCAGGCAGCCUUGAUGGCCGCGGCUACUGCGCAAGGUACCUUCAUAAAUCCCAUGGCGGCGCUCGCAUCCCAGAUGCCUCACGGCGCUCUCAAUGGUAUGGCUAACCCUGUCGUGCCUCCUACCUCAGGAGCGGGUACAGGCCAGCCUGUGAACGGGGCUAUUCCCAGCCUUCCCUCCCCCACCAUGCCCAACUUCAAUAUGGCGGCACAAACCCCUAACGGUCAACCCACCCCAACUGACCCUGGGGUCUAUACUAAUGGCAUGCCACAAACAUACCCUGCACAUGGCCUUCACCUGUCCAUUUCAGCCCAAGGUAUGCCGAAUGGAGAGGCGGCUCUGCAACAUGCAGCCUACCCUGGAAUGCAGCCGUACCCCGGAGUCGCUUAUCCCGCAGUAUACGGCCAGUUCACGCAAGCUAUUGCCCAACCCAUAACGGCAGUUCCCCCUACUCAGAGGGAAGGGUGUUCGAUCUCGGGACCAGAGGGGUGCAAUCUCUUUAUCUACCACUUACCUCAAGAGUUCGGAGACGCCGAGCUUAUGCAAAUGUUCCUUCCAUUUGGAAACGUCAUCAGUUCAAAAGUCUUCAUCGACCGGGCAACGAACCAGAGCAAAUGCUUCGGUUUUGUGAGCUUUGACAACCCUGCAAGCGCCCAGGCAGCCAUCCAGGCUAUGAAUGGCUUCCAGAUCGGCAUGAAGAGACUCAAAGUGCAGCUCAAGAGGCCCAAGGACGCCAACCGUCCUUACUAACCUCACUUUCAACCUAGGGACCGAUCACAUUGUGUGAAUGGUGUGCCAUGCAAGAUUUACUGAAACUGCUUCUCCUUCUGCUAUCACCACUCCGGUGAAACACACACACAAAACGUAUUCCGACUGCUGCUUCAGAAAAUUUGGAAGUCGCCGGAAGUUUACGUCUAUGUUUCAACACCACGUUGAAUUUGUGGCGUAACUCGCGCACGCGACGAUUGAAUAUUGUAUAUUGCCGUUGAUGAACGACCGAGCAAACGUCGCUCGCAAAGACAAUACGAUGAAUCAGCAACACUUUUGUACAGCUUGCCAAAGAGUUUUAGUAAGACGGACUGGUACUUCUCGCUGCUGUUUGAUGAAAAAAUCGGUCGCUCGACGCCGCCGACGCAAAGGAAGAUGACGAAGGAAAGAAUCUGUUCGCGAACGGACGUUCAGUGUCGAGCAGAAUCGAAUUUAAUCUCCGCGAGUGAAGCGAGAACUAGAAAGGCUUGCAGUCUCAGACGACCCACUAUUAUUCCAUGAACAGUCACGGAUGAGAUCUAUAAGCAUAAUGAUAUAUUAUUACGAGCAUAAUUGAUGAGAAGAAACAUAGUCAUUCUAGUUCUUUAGCGAGAGAAGCGAUUAUGAAAAUACACACACACACACACACACAUGAUUAUUACCCUUAGGUAAUACUACUAGUAGCAAGUAGGUAAGAACAUGAUGAUUACAAAAUGAAGAAGAUGAUAAAAUAUUAUUCUUAAUUAAUAUUAAUGAUGAUUAAACGACAAGGUUAAAGAGAAACCAACGCCCAGCCCCAAAUUUCCUGCCCUGUAAUUGUAAAAAGUCACACUCCGAUCAGCAUCUUGCUCUUUUACUCUUUCUCUGUCUCACGAACAAACAAACACACACACACAAUCUACGGUUAUGAUUAUUAUUAUUAUGCAUAAUGAUGAUAAUAUUUAUACAUAAAAUACUGAUAAUUAAUUAAAACGCUGACGAUAUGUAACUUAACUUACUAAUGAGAGCGAAAACGAUCAUUGGUAUAGAGCAUACACACGUAAUACACACACUCACACAUUAUGAAACACACAAACACACUUCUAUUACUACCCCUAAUUAAUUAUCGCGCAUAUAAAUUGAGAAAAGUUAAUUAAAACACACAUGCCACAUACAAACACAUACACAAGAGACCGAAGCUUCUUCUUGGACAGGAUGAGCGAUUUAUUAUUUCCGAAAUGUAAACAUCUGACACUUUUGUUGCUUAAGCUGUGAUAAUUGCGCGCAUUUUAAGUGUUGCCAUAAUAUUGCUGUUUUACCCUGAGUUAUUUACCCGAAAAUCCCGUCGAUAGCUAAAGUAGUGAUUCGUUAAGUUAACUUAUUUUUAGCUACAUACACUACACGCGAACCUAGUGAGUUGUGACGCGGAGACGAUCUUUGUAGUCGGUGUUUUUGAUUUCUCGACUGCCAAUCGAUUGAUUGUUUGCUGCACGCGAUGCGGGGCAGUCCCAAUGGGAACAUUUGCCCCCAGUGCAAAAAAGCUCUGCUCUGAUAAUUCAGCAAAAGCGACGGAUUGUGUAGGGCACGCGUGCUUUGUUGCUUCUCUUAGCAGGAUGAUAUUGUUAAUGCAAACGACUAAUUUGCUAUUGAUUGAUUAUGUCUCAGUAAGUAAUUAUACUUAAUUAAUUAAGGACGUUGAAAAACGUUGACAGGGAGCAGCCCGUGUGUAAAGCAAGUGUGCAUUUUUAAUUCUAGGUUCUUCCGUUGGUCGAAUGUACAACGCGCGUCUAGUUUUUUCAUUCCAGAAAACAUAGAUCACAUUAAGAAUACGGAGUGUAUAGAACUGCUGAUUUGACUUAUCUAUACAGAAUAUUGUGUAUAUAACCUAAAUCUACUCUCAUGGUUGCAUAAUUAAAAAUAAUUAGCCACUCAUCUUGAUUAAUAGCCUUACAAGGUUUGCAAACGCGAAGCUAUCAGUUAUUACGUGCGCAUCAGUUGACAGAAAAUAUCACAAGGUACAAAAGCAAAACAUUAAAUGCGAGAGAGUUUUGGUGGUAUAUUUUUAUUAAAAAUUACCGCAGCAGGGCUAUAAACACGCAUACCUACAUUUAAACACACUCACAUACACCCUUUACAAGCGAUUCUUACGAGAGCGAACAUUUCUUAAUUUGUGAUCUCGCUAUUAAAUUCUAGUCAAAAUCCAACAGUCUAUCAAUUUCAAAAUGCAGACAGAAUCAAAAAGCCCGGUCAGAUUAGAGAAAACGUUGUUGAAACUGCUGGCAGAAACAUUUCGGUGUUGUGUGGAAUAUGAAUUCGCAUUAGUCGCGUAUGAUUUCGAGUUGUGACUUCGGUUAGCCGUUUUUAAAAAACAGAAAAGAAGGCGUUUGACAACCACGUAUGUGAGAUAUCAGUUUGCUACUUGAAGAGACGGGAUAUCUUUUAGUCGUAAAACAAAGUGUAAGGACUUUUGAGAGCGAACUGUUUCUAAAGAUAAUUAAAGAGUCAACUUUUAAAAAGCGAUAGCGUUAUAGAACGAACAGGUAGACUCAGAGUAGAGAGGAGCUGAGUUUCUUUCGAGUGUCCGCGCGCGUAAUUUCAUUUCUCAGCAAAGAGCUUUUUUCAUUUUUCAUAAUAUUUUCAAUGCAUUAUUGUUGGCUAGAAUGUCACAGCAUAGACUUACGGCAAAAAUUUCAUUGUAAUUAAUAAGGUCAUCAAUCUACUUUGAUAAAAAAGAAACAAAUACAAUACAACCACUGUAUAAAGCAUUUUCAAGCCCCCCGUUUAUUAAAAACCAGAACAAAACAUUAUAUUGUAAAAAAAACAGCAAUGCAAGUGAUCUUGGAUACAGGGUAUGCUUUUACUUCAUAGUUAAUGUCUGUGUUUUUCUGUCAACAAAACGAGAGGAGUUCUUAAAAUGCAAAUAGCGAAUAUUUCUGCGUAAUUUGAUAGGGAUAAAAGUGGUAAAUUUCUAAUGACGACGAUGACGAAACAUGAUGAUGGUGAAUAUGGUAAUUUUUGUUAAUAAGCGAAGAGAAUUUCAAUCGAUUCAAAUGUGCACGAACGGAAUAUACUCAUAGCUCAACUUCUACUGAUCAUUAUAUUGGUACACGUUUUUGGAAGCAAAUUCACGUAGCGCGCUUGUGUGUGCAGAAUCUCUGAUAUUUCUUUCCACCCCAUCCGGCUGAAAAACACUCCUGUCACUUUCAUUGCAAUGCUAUUGCCGCUUCAUAAACUUCGCGAGACGAUGUAGGGUAGGUGACAACAAACUUUUGUCAAACAGAUUUCCUUGAGGAAAAUUAAAAUGCUCUUGUCAGUUUCAUUCGGUACGGAAUAUAACAAUGCGAAUGUUGUGCAUCUCUCUCAAAACACUACACGACACACUCUGGACACAAAAACGUUUUUAAGAAAGGAACGGAUAAAAUCAGACAAAAUUAUUAAGUAUGUAAGUAGAAAGACUGACUUUUUUACAUACUAAAGUUAAAAAAAAAGAAAUUAACGCGAGGUUGAUUGAUAAGUCACUACUUUUUGCUAACUAUCUGUACGACUCGAUGUUACCACCGCUGCUGUGCAUCAGUUGGCAAACUAGCACACUCACUCAAUCUUUAAACCAAUCAGUCGCUUUUAGACUCGCGCCAGAAAAAUUAUUUGAUUGCAGAAAAUUCGAAUCAGUUGUUCAAAAGUGUUGGAAACUAAACAACUUCAAUCACUCGGUGUGUCACUGCAAGAUUGAUUUCAGACAAAGUGAUGAGAUCAAUUCCUUUUGAGAAAGUUAGAAUACGCACUCACUGUCCGAUUUGAUCAAAAACAGCAAAAUGCAACCCCUAAUCGGCUUGUUUUGUUUCUCGGUCGACAUGCCUUGUAAAUAGAACGGAAGGAUAGCUGUGUAAAUACUGCAUUGUAAUCAACAAAACAUCUCAAUUCCUACUGCAUUUCAACAUCUUUUCCUCCACGAUCAAAGUUAUGGACUUCCACUGGCAAAAAUUUGGCUAAAACUUUGAUAUUGUCGGUUUAAAGUGGCAAUCCCUAAUUUUCGACCAGGUCCAUUACGACACUGGAAGUGUGUGAACAGUGUGAAUCAUCUCGUUGAAAAUGCAUUUUUCCUUCAGAAAAUAACUUUUUCUGACAAAAGUGAUCAAACACAUCAUAUGAAUUUCUAUUCCACCACGCAGAGCACACAACUGUAAGAUGAUGAAAAAGGACAGCUUUAAUACAUGUACGUGUGGUGAACACUUUUUAAAUGCAAAUUCCUCAUUUGAUCAACAAGAAGUCUCAUUAUAUAAAUGCGAUACGAAAACUCGCCUCCUUGAUGGUAUAAGAAUAAUUGUUUAUCCCAUGGUUGUUGUUGUCUUUUCAAUGUUCCAAAACACUCACUUUUCAAUGUCUCUCGUCAAGGGAGACGCACACAAAAGACAAUAAUAAUGAAAAUCCUCUUUCGUUUUUUGAUAAAUGCGGUAAAUGGUGCUGCCGCGAAAAUUUUGUGUUCCAAAAGAUAUUCAAUCUUUUGUUUCUCGAGCUCAAAAUCCCCUAUCGAUGGUUAUAAAAUUGAAACCCCCUGUUAAUGUAUUGAAGCAUUUAAAAUGCACCGCGAGUAGAGAAAUCUGGAUCCACCAAACCACAAUUAUGCAAAAUGCAAUCAUGGCAUAAACGGUUGUUGCACUUGACCGCGACGAUGAUUUUGUUUCUUUUUGCGUUCUUUCUCUUUGCUUUUCACGAUUUAGAUGUUUGCAAAGGAUGAAACUUCUGUGAUUCCAGGUGUAAAUUAUUAUAAUACCAUCAGACGAUGUUUUUAUCAGACCAAACCGCAUGAAAUUCAGUUUUAAAGCGAACGGUAUGAUUCUUGGGAGACGCGAAUGAUUAUUGAUUGAAAAAUGUAGGAAAACCUCGUUGUGUUUCUCCGCAGUGAAAAUCAUAUUUAAACACGACGAACCAGAGACAUUGAUGUGUGUACCAAUCAUAAUCAAUAUUGUCUAUUUUGGCAAAAACCUGUGUAAAUACUGUAAGCAAGAAACUAAUUAACCGCAUGAACCUACCGAAUCAACCGGAACUCAAUUAUAGUAGGCGCGCGAAUCUUCUGAACUGUGAGAAAUCAUUAAACGUGGACACAAGAGAGCCCGAUUUAAGAAAAUGAAUCUUUCUAAAUACAGGUAGAGUGCGUUCAAGAAGAACGGCGUCAGUAUUUUUGAGAAGAUUUCACUCAAAUAGUGCCACAAUUGAAAAAAGAGACAUUAUUAUAUCAACGUGCUGAACUUCACUAAACAUGCAGAAACAAUUGUGCGCGAGUCGUUUCAACGCAGCAAGCUCAGAAUUUUGACUAAAACACACUCACACAAAUACACGACGCAUCUAGCAGACUUUCGUUUUUGGGUGUAUUAUUUCUGCUCGUGCGAUUUUUAUCUCUGUCACACAUGCUUGCAUAAACACACCGAACAAAGAUUUGUUUAAAAAAAAUAACACAGAAACCCUCUGACGGCUCAAUUGAGAAUUUUAUCGCAGAUUCUGUAAUAUUCGUAUUUUGCCAUAAAGCGCGACUAGUCUUUUUUCAUUGUAUGCAAAUCGAUCGGAUCAAAUGAGAAGGAAAGCAGUGUAUCCACUCACUCACACACUUCACACGCAGCUGGGGAAAUCAUCUCUGUUUAUUAGCAUAUCAGAAAUCAACAUGAUGUUGGAGCUUGAACACAAGAACUCUUUUUAAUUACACGAUAAAAUAUUGAGGAAAAUAUUAACGAUUAAAAUCUACACACUCUAUACUAAUAACGUUUAAAAGAUACAAACAUGCAGAACACUCAAAGUAUCGUGACUAUGAGAUAUAAUUGAAUUUCAGUAAAAGAGAGAAAAAGAGAGAUGGGUCAAUUUUAAUAUGCCACUAUUCUUCUCUUAAGACUACAUUACGAGAACGCAAAGUUUCAAACUAGAGUGAAUUUUGCCGUUUCCUUUUGUUACGCUCCUAUGCAUUGGUUAUUAUUAUUAUUCUAAUUAUAAUGUAAGUUUAUGGCCACAUACUUUUCCUGACUCGAUUAAGCAAGCGUGAGAUAAUUAAAAUGAAACAAGGAGUACUUAAUAAGAAGAAUAUUUACUAUUGUAAGGACGAUGUACACACUAGGACUUAAAGGGUUGAGCAAAUCUAACUAAAGUUAAAUAGCGAGCGACUUGGAUUCCUAGUUAAAUAAUCAGCUCUUCUACUUCUUUCUCUCUCACACAGACUCAAGUUGAAAACGAUUACAAGCUGGAAAGGGGUUCGAGUUAACGAGAACGCGCGGCGAAACUUGUUUCAUUUUCAGUGAGCUGAAAUUGCGAUAGCAGCCAUUGAAAAAACGCGUUUGACUAGCUUCAUUUUUAGUUCACUUUUCACCAGCAGUUAAAUAUUUUGCAUACCGUAAUUAUUUCACCACGUUCAGUUUUUGAUUUUUGCGAAAAUGAUAGACACGGCAGCAGCCUGUCGCAUCUGAAAGCUAUUGAUAGCUGCGUUAUCACGUUGCCCUCUAGACCAAAAUACGAAAUGAGCAGUGGGAGCAGGGGAAACGGUUUUCACGCGGAAUUACAUAAGAAAUAGUGAUAAGCAGCAUUUUCUGACAAAGAGUACUUUGUGUAAUUUAAAAGCAGAAGUGAAGGGAUGACCGCUUUUUGAUAGGAAAAAAUGCUAUACACACGCAUUAUUGAAUGCCGACACAAACACAUACAUACAAAUAAAAUCAUAUUUCAUCAUCACGAGUAGACAGGAAAUGAACUCUUAAAACUCAAAAAAUUGAAAAUCACACGCGCGGGCAGAAUAUCAUUAAAUUUAAAGAAAUGCAAGAGAGGAUUGGGAAUGAAAAAGAUGUUAUACACUUGAAGAGAGAUGCGAUUGAAGGAAUUUGCGAAUCGGGCCAACUUUCAGAAUGUAUAUUGCACGACGCAUUCAGUAAAUGAUAAAAAAAACAAGAAGUAAUUUCUAUACCUUACGAAUACAAAUGUGAAAAUGGAAAAAAAUAAAAGCUAGCAACCGCCCAAAUGUACAGUUAUAUUAAUGAAAAAGAAAAAAUGAUGAUAUGGUUACAAGAACAUUGGUUUUUACUGAUAAACAAACACACACACACACGCAACACACACACAUACACACACUACUCUAUAAAUUUCUUUAGAGCUAUUGCAUUCAAGUAUGAGACAAUUAUGAUUAUAUUACGAUUAUAUAGUUGAACGCGAGGUAUUAAUUAUUAUAUUAUAUAUUAUGCGACGAUUUAAUAGUACUUAUAUGACAAGUAACUUAUCUGAACCCCAAAGUGCACCGGCUACUUUCAGCAGUGAUGCAACCAACGGUUUGAUAAGUUUUUAUUAAGGAUAAAAAGAUGAAACAAUUUCCCUGUACUUUUUUCCCCGAAUUUAAGCGAAUGUCUUCAUCCCCAUUCUUUAUAAAAUAUUUAAAUAAUGAUUAAUUUUCUUAUAUAAGACUUUUUGUCUUUUCUGAGCAGAAAAUUAUUGAUCAGCCAGUGUUCAUCGCUUGCCAAUGCGGCAAACCAGACAAACGGCAAAUGCUUUUGUAACUCGUGCACACACACGCAAACACACGACAAAGCGAGAACACAAUUUUGGCAUGCCGGUGAACAUUUUGUGGCAUGUGAGAUAAAUAUUCUGCUUAGAGGAAGAAAGGAAACAAACUUUAUAACGGAAUCAUAUAAAAUAAAGUUAUAAAAAUACAAAAAAAGAAA